This is a messenger RNA of Spodoptera frugiperda (fall armyworm), 2064 nucleotides long. Its product is annotated as gastrula zinc finger protein XlCGF57.1-like. The record is from RefSeq and is a predicted model, not a curated record. Gene Ontology annotation, molecular function: zinc ion binding. The transcript has 6 exons. Gene Ontology annotation, cellular component: nucleus. The coding region runs from base 158 to 1903 and encodes 581 amino acids. Lineage: Eukaryota; Metazoa; Arthropoda; Insecta; Lepidoptera; Noctuidae.
UACAAAAACGCUAUACAAAAUUCGAGUUACGUGUUAAUCGAGAAUACAUAGUAAUGGCUUCCUUUCUAUUGUUAUAUUUUUGCGGUACCAAAAUGCAUUUAGUUUAAUGAAGUUGUAACGUAAACUAAAUAAAUAUGAAUUAAAUAUUGCUGGCAAAAUGUCUGUGAUAUGGAAUACUAGUGGCUUAUGUCGUUGCUGCCAUGCCGAGGGAGAUUUCAAGGGUUUAAAUGAAUAUUCAAACGAGAUAACUGGAGAUGAUUGUUAUGUUUUGUUAAAAGACACGUUUGAUAUUAUUCUCCAUCCUCUACCAAACUCCAGGAUCCUGGUAUGCAGUGUAUGUGGUCCUCGGCUGAAGGAUGCUGUGCAAUUUAAGAAGCAGGUGCAACAAUGUGAAGAUAAACUGAGGGAGUUUGUCUAUGGAUGUGGGUUUAAAGAGGCUGAUAUUCUACAGAAAGAUAUAAAAGACGAAUUUGUACAAGAUGAACUGAAAGAAGAAUCAGUUCAUGAUACUGAAGACAGACUGGACAUUAAAUAUGAUGAAACCAGACUCCCAGAAAUAGAGGUGCUGAUCCAGCCUAUAGAAGAUGAUGACCAGCCCCUCUCCGUGCUGAGGAGUAGCAGAGCCAGGUCUGAGGAGAGUGAUGUGGAACCUGACGCUGAUUGGACAGCACCGCCGGAGUUGAGUGAUGAUGAACAACAGAAGCAUAAGAGCCAAAAAACAAAAAAGUACGCUUGCUCAAUAUGUGACAAGAAAUUUUCAUACAACGGCUCGUUUGAGGUCCAUAUGAAAGCUCACAACGGUGAGAAAACUUUCAAUUGCCACAUUUGUGGCUCAUCGCACACUAAUAACAAGGAAUUAACCAAACAUAUAGCAAAACAACAUAUAGUAGACAACCAAUACCCAUGCCAUAUAUGUGAGAAAUCAUUUGACAAACCCCGUCUUCUAAAAAAACAUUUAAAAACACAUUUUGAAGAGAAAUUCAAGUGUACGGAGUGCCAAAAAGAGUUUCAACGGAAGAAAGGUUUAAAAGAACAUAUGAAAACUCAUACCGGUGAGAGGAAAUAUAGUUGUACUAUAUGUAACAAGGCCUUCGGUCACAAUCAGACACUGAAGUCCCACAUGUAUACUCACACCGGAGAGAAACCGUAUGUCUGUGAUGUGUGUGGGAGACGGUUCCCUCAACGGACUCAUCUGAAAAGACAUAUCUAUAUUAUUCACACCGGAAUCAAACCGCACAGCUGCAAUGUGUGUAAUAAACAGUUUUCUAGCAAAAGCUACCUCGCUAUACAUGAAAGGCAGCAUACCGGUGAGAAACCGUACUCAUGUGAGGUUUGUAAAAAAGAUUUCACAGCGUACACAACCUUGAAAGUCCACAUGAGAGUCCACACUGGUUUUAAACCGUACUCCUGUGGUUUUUGCAGCAGACAAUUCGCUCAAAUGGCAAGUUUUAAACUUCACCAACGCACUCAUACCGGUGAAAAGCCUUUUUCUUGUAAGAUUUGUAAGAAACCGUUUUCUGAUAAUGGGUAUUUGAAAAUACAUAUGCGGGUUCAUUCAGGGGAGAAGCCUUUUAGCUGUGAUGUGUGUAAACGGUGUUUUAGGGAGACGGGGCAACUAAAGAGACAUAUGAGGAUACACACUGGUAUUAAACCGUAUACUUGCAAGAUAUGUAAUAAACAAAUAGGUAAUUUGUCGAAACAUAUGCGUGUUCACACUGAUGACAAACCAUUUUCUUGUAAUGUAUGUCAGAAACAGUUCUCAAUAAAUGGGAAUUUGAAACUGCACAUGCGUAUUCACACUGGGGAAAAGCCGUUUGCGUGUGAGUUGUGUAACAGUCAGUUCACACAGAGCAGUGGGUUGAAACGGCAUCGGUGUACGCAUGGUAAGGAUUUAGGUUCUUAAUUGUGUAGAAUACAGGGCCGUAUUUAAGGCAGGGGCAUAGCUAGCGCCGUUUCUACCAAUGUCAAUCUUUAUUUCUUUAUUAUUACUAUUAUAAAGCUGAAGAGUUUGUUUGUUUGUUUGAACGCGCUAAUCUCCGGAACUACUGGUCCGAUUUCAAUAUU